This is a messenger RNA of Octodon degus (degu), 2280 nucleotides long. RefSeq names its product glucokinase (gene Gck). Bases 145 to 1539 code for a protein of 464 amino acids. Lineage: Eukaryota; Metazoa; Chordata; Mammalia; Rodentia; Octodontidae. Gene Ontology annotation, molecular function: ATP binding; D-glucose binding; glucokinase activity. The record is from RefSeq and is a predicted model, not a curated record. Gene Ontology annotation, biological process: intracellular glucose homeostasis; glycolytic process; glucose 6-phosphate metabolic process. The transcript has 10 exons. Gene Ontology annotation, cellular component: cytosol; mitochondrion.
UGCCUGCCUUGGGCACCUGUCAGCCAGGCAGCCUCACCUGCACCAGGUAUCCUCAGCUGCGACAGUGGCAGGCUGCUCCAGCCUCAGCAGGCAGCAGCUGCUCCACGGCCCAAAACUCCCUGUUGGCCCCUCAGACAGACGGCCAUGGACGAGGCCAGGACCCGAGCCCAGGCAGCCCUGACACUGGCAGAACAGAUCCUGGCAGAGUUCCAGCUACAGGAGGAGGACCUGAAGAAGGUGAUGCGGCGGAUGCAGAAGGAAAUGGACCGUGGCCUGAGGCUGGAGACCCAUGAGGAGGCCAGUGUGAAGAUGCUGCCCACCUACGUGCGUUCCACCCCAGAAGGCUCAGAAGUUGGAGAUUUCCUGUCCCUGGACCUGGGGGGCACCAACUUCAGGGUGAUGCUGGUGAAGGUGGGGGAGGGAGAGGAGGGACAGUGGAGCGUGAAGACCAAACACCAGAUGUACUCCAUCCCUGAGGACGCCAUGACGGGCACCGCAGAGAUGCUCUUUGACUACAUCUCUGAGUGCAUCUCUGACUUCCUGGACAAGCACCAGAUGAAGCACAAGAAGCUGCCCCUGGGCUUCACUUUCUCCUUCCCCGUGAGGCACGAGGACAUCGACAAGGGCAUCCUUCUCAACUGGACCAAGGGCUUCAAAGCCUCAGGAGCAGAAGGGAACAACAUCGUGGGGCUUCUUCGAGAUGCCAUCAAGAGGAGAGGGGACUUUGAGAUGGAUGUGGUGGCCAUGGUGAACGACACAGUUGCCACAAUGAUCUCCUGCUACUAUGAAGACCGCCAAUGUGAGGUCGGCAUGAUCGUGGGCACAGGCUGCAACGCCUGCUACAUGGAAGAGAUGCAGAAUGUGGAGCUGGUGGAAGGGGAUGAGGGCCGCAUGUGCGUCAACACCGAGUGGGGCGCCUUUGGGGACUCUGGCGAGCUGGAUGAGUUCCUGCUGGAGUAUGACCGCAUGGUGGAUGAGAGCUCCGUGAACCCCGGUCAGCAGCUGUACGAAAAGCUCAUCGGCGGGAAGUACAUGGGUGAGCUGGUGAGGCUCGUUUUGCUCAAGCUGGUGGACGAAAACCUGCUGUUCCACGGUGAGGCCUCGGAGCAGCUGCGCACGCGCGGCGCCUUCGAGACGCGCUUCGUGUCGCAGGUGGAGAGCGACCCGGGUGACCGCAAGCAGAUCCACAACAUCCUGAGCACCCUGGGGCUGCGGCCCUCCACCACCGACUGCGACAUCGUGCGCCGCGCCUGCGAGAGCGUGUCCACGCGCGCUGCGCACAUGUGCUCCGCGGGGCUGGCAGGCGUCAUUAACCGCAUGCGCGAGAGCCGCAGCCAGGACGUGAUGCGCAUCACAGUGGGCGUGGACGGCUCGGUGUACAAGUUGCACCCCAGCUUCAAGGAGAGGUUCCACGCCAGCGUGCGCCGACUGGCGCCCCGCUGCGAGAUCACUUUCAUCGAGUCCGAGGAGGGCAGCGGCCGCGGCGCAGCGCUGGUGUCCGCAGUGGCCUGCAAGAAGGCCUGCAUGCUGGGCCAGUAAGGGCCCGCGAGGGCGCAGCCGCAGGGCCACCGCUGCUCUGAGGACUGGAGAGACCCCUGGAGGGCCCGCCAGGAGAAGCAGGCACAGAGACUCUGACACCCCUUGGCUUCCUUGCUGGAAUCGAGUGCCCAGAAGGAAUGGAUCACUCAGGACUUUGCAGUUCUGCGCUGCCUACUCUGGGGGCUGCCUGCCUGGCGUGGGCCAGCCCCAGGAAGGACGUGUACUUCAGGCCAGGCCUGGGAAGGGGUCCUGUGGAUCGGCUAUAGCCGGACCUCCAGGCAUCUCCCAAAGCUUGGCCAGACCAGACCAGAGCCCAAGGAGAGGGUGGGCUACUGUCACCUGGGUUGGUGUUUUCCUGCCUGUGGCUCUGGGGGCCUGGGACCCACUGGAAAGGGUCCUGCAGCAUGGAAGUGCUUCCUAGGCUGCAAGGGUCCCACAGGGCCUUUUCCUUCACACAGUCCCACCCUUAGUGGCUUGUGGUUCUACCAUGGCUCCUCACAGGAGUUGCUGUGGACCCACAAUGGGGUCCCUGCACCAUCGGGGGUCUCCACCUGUGCCCACAGGCAGGAUGGCAUCCUUGGCUCUCAUAGUGACCCAGGAGGACGCCUCCAACAGCACUCUACACCUCAGAAGGCUUCCCCGGGCCCGUCUUGUCCUCAUCAGGACAUCUAUGUGCCAUGUGACCCUCUCUGUGCCCAGAUUGGGACUAUGGAGUUUUUAAUUAAAAAUUGUAAAAGGCUU